UGGAGCGUGGCCGCGGAGGCGGGACUUCCGGUCGGCGGCGCCCGAGUCGCGCGGCUGCCGGAAGCGUGGUGCGGUGGCGGCGGCGGUGUUGCCUGUGCUGCCGGCAGGCGGAAGUCAUGGAUAUAGAUGCCGAAAGGGAGAAAAUAACAAAGGAGAUCAAGGAGCUGGAAAGGAUUUUGGAUCCCUGCUCCUCGAGUAUCAACGUGGAGGUCUCGGAUUCGAGCCUUGAAUCGGAUUCUGACGCAGAUUCGCUGCCCGAUGAGGACUCAGACACUGCUGGACCCCCGAUCUCGGAAGAAGAAAGAUGGGGCGAAGUCAGCAAUGACGAGGACGACGCCAAGGAGAAGACGCUCCCCGAAGACCCCGAGACCUGCCUGCAGCUGAACAUGGUCUACCAGGAAGUCAUCCAGGAGAAGCUGGCCGAGGUCGGCCUGCUGCUGGCACAGAACCGGGAGCAGCAGGAGGGAGUCAUGUGGGAUCUGGCAGGCUCCAAAGGCCCCAAGGUGAAGGACGGCAAGAGCCUGCCCCCGAAUCUGUACAUAGGGCACUUCAUGAAGCCCUACUUCAAGGACAGGGUGACGGGAGUGGGCCCUCCUGCCAACGAAGAUGCACGGGACAAGGCUGCCCAGGGCAUCAAGGCUUUCGAGGCGCUUCUGGUAACCAAAUGGAAGCACUGGGAGAAAGCCUUGCUCAGGAAGUCCGUGGUCAGCGACCGCCUGCAGCGUCUGCUCCAGCCCAAGUUGCUCAAGCUGGAGUACCUGCAGCAGAAGCAGAGCAGGGUGACGAGCGAGGCGGAGAGGCAGGUCCUGGAGAAGCAGAGCAGGGAGGCCGAGAAGGAGAUCCAGGAGAUCAACCAGCUCCCGGAGGAGGCCUUGCUGGGGAGCCGGCUGGACGCCCACGACUGGGAGAAGAUCUCCAACGUGAGCUUUGAAGGCAGCCGCAGUGCGGGGGAGAUCCAGAGGUUCUGGCAGAACUGGGAACACCCGAGCAUCAACAAGCAGGAGUGGAGCCGGCAGGAGGUGGGCCAGCUGAAGGCCAUCGCGGCCCAGCACGGCCACCUGGAGUGGCAGAAGAUCGCCGAGGAGCUAGGGACCGGCCGCAGCGCCUUCCAGUGCCUGCAGAAGCUCCAGCAGCACAGCAAAGCCUCGAGGCGCAAGGAGUGGACGGAGCAGGAGGACCGCAUGCUCACCCAGCUGGUCCAGGAGAUGCGCGUGGGCAGCCACAUCCCCUACCGGAAAAUCGUCUACUACAUGGAAGGCAGAGACUCCAUGCAGCUCAUUUACCGGUGGACCAAGAGUUUGGAUCCCAGCCUGAAAAAGGGCUUCUGGGCCCCAGAGGAAGACGCGAAGCUGCUUCGAGCGGUCGCCAAGUACGGGGAGCAGGACUGGUUUAAAAUCCGGGCGGAGGUGCCAGGUAGGAGCGAUGCCCAGUGCCGAGAUCGGUAUCUCAGAAGGUUACAUUUCAGCUUGAAAAAGGGACGCUGGAAUCCGAAAGAAGAGGAGAAGCUGACUGAGUUGAUAGAGAAGCACGGUGUCGGUCACUGGGCAAAAAUAGCGUCUGAGCUACCCCAUCGGUCAGGCUCCCAGUGUCUGAGCAAGUGGAAAAUCAUGGUCAGGAAGCAGCAGAGGCGGGGCCGGGGCCGGCGGCGGCCCCUCCGCACUGUGCGGUGGAGCUCCAGCAGCGGGGACAGUGGCAGCGGGGACAGCGCAGGGGACAGCAGCGGGAGCAGCAGCAGCGGGAGCAGCAAGGAGGACUCGGAGCCGGAGCCGGAGCCGGAGCUGGAGGAGGCCGCAGAGGCCCAGGAGGGUGGCCAGGUGCUGCCCUCAGCACGGCACAGCGUGCCAGACGUGGACCUGUGGAUUCCCACCAGGCAGAGUGCCGACAGGCUGUGGGGACGGGGCGCGGGGGGCUCGGCCACCUCCUCCAGCCCUCCCGCAGGCUUCAGUGUGGCCCGAGGUGGCAGCACCGCAGCCUCGGCGCCCACAGAGAAGGCAGGCCAGGCCCAGGCCCCCUCCGCCACCCACAGCGCUGCCGGGACGGACGUUGGGUACCCACGCUCGGCGGACACUCAGCCCUCGAGCUCAGAGGGGCCAGCUGAUGAGAGUGGAGUGCGUCUGCCGAAGGGGCCCCCGGAGACCGCGCUGCAGGUGCUCAGGACGGACACGGACACGGACACCGGGUGCCAGCCGCUAGAGGAGGAGCGGAGGCAGCCAUGCCCUGGCUCUGCCCAGGGGACUGGCCCCGGAGGCAGCGUCUUGGCCAGGCCCCGAGUGCGGCAGUGGCCACGGGGCCACGCCCUGCACAGGAGGCCCCUGGAGCGCCGGCUGCUGAUGGCUGUGAGCCCGUGGGUGGGCGACGUACUGCCCUGCCUGCCCCGGCGGCCCGCCGUGGUACACACUCGAGCCGACAGCAUCAGGACGCGGCUGCAGGACGCUCGCCUGGCCAGCACCCCGGCGUUUGCCCUGUUCAUCCAGCUGUUCCAGAUCAACACUGCCGGCUGCAUGGAGGUCGUUCGGGAGCGGAAGGCCCUGCUGGCCACCCUGCCCCAGAGUGGCUCCCAGGAGCCACUGCAGCGGCCCCUGCAGGUGCCCUCGAGUGCCCGGAGCACUACAGGCUGCCUCUCGCAGAACGUGCCAGCCCGGAAAGCUGUGAAAAGCACCCUUUGCAGAGGGAGCAGGGGGCUGCAGGCCUGCUGGCCUGAGCCCACUCCACAGGCACCCCCGCCAGCUUCGUGCGGCCCCCGGCCCAAGCCCAAGACUGUGUCUGAGCUGCUUCGGGAGAAGCGGCUACGGGAGGCUCGAGCCAGCAAGGCUGCCCAGGGCCCUGCGGCCCUGCCCCCCCAGCUGCUGGUCUCCUCGCCUGUGGUCCUCCAGCCCGCCCUGCCACUGGUCUCCCCGAGCCCCCCAGCCACGGGGCCGGCCGUCUCCGAGUCCACGCUCUCUGGUCCUGGGGCCCCUACAGCGGCCGGUCCGAGUACUUCUGGCUCCUGGGCCUCAGCUGAAGACAGGGGAACCCCCGUCUUGCAAGCCUUGGCCUUUCCUCCUGCCUCCACGGUGGCUGUGAAGGCCCCAACUGCCCCUGCUGCCUCCAGGACCCCGGCUCUGGGCCCCAGCCAGCUCCCCAUGAGCUGCCAUCUGAGUGGUCUGGGACAGUCCCAGGCCCCUGCCACGACCCGGAAGCAGGGCCUGCCCGAGGCGCUGCCCUUUCUCCCCGCAGCCCCCAGCCCCGCUCAGCUGCCUGUCCAGCCCCUCAGCUUGACGCCAGCUCUGGGCACCCACGGGGGCGAAGCACGCGUGGCAGCCAGCACCCCUCUGCCUGUCACCUGGGUGCUCACAACCCAGGGGCUGCUUCCUGUGCCAGUGCCAGCCAUGGCAGGCAUUUCCAGGCCAGCAGAGACCCUUGACCCCAAAGGGCUGUUAGUGACUCUGUCACCUUCUCUGACUGAAACUCAGGAGGGCCAGGGCCUGGCCAACAUAGACGUGGAACCAGAUCCUUCUUCCAGGACAGACCUCAUGACCCUUUCGACGCCCCUGCCACCUCAAGUCCCUGCUGCAGAAGUGGACGGUGACAUGGCCCGCGCCCCUAAGGGACACUCGUCCCCUGGAGAGGCCCAAGCGGCUGGGGAAAUAGCCUCCAAGACUGCGCUCGUGGCUGACCCCCCUGAAGCAGAGCCUACCCGGCCCAGCCAGCUGCCUACACACGGCAGUGCUUACCCAGGCAGUGGCCCGGGAGGGACGCUGGUGUCCCGCUCAGACCCAGGGAAGACCAGGGGGCCUCUGGACUCGGAGAGGCAACCCCCACCGCGGCUGGGGCCUGAGAAGGGCGCCCUGGACCUAGGCCUGGUGUCCCAGGAGAGCGAGGUGGCCGUGCGGGAGUGGCUGCAGGGACAGCGAGGUGUGUGCGUGCCCCCCUUGAGGAGCAGGCUGCCCUACCAGCCCCCCGCCCUGUGCAGCCUGCGGGCGCUGGCUGGCCUCCUGCUCCACAAGAAGGCUUUGGAGCACAAAGCCGCCUCCCUCAUGCCCAGCGGGGCGGCCAGGACCCCACAGGCCUCGCCAGGGCUGCUGCAGGGGCGGCUCGGGGACAGCCCAGCCUACUUGCUGCUGAAGGCACGCUUCCUGGCAGUCUUCACCCUCCCCGCGCUCCUGGCCACGUUGCCCCCUCGCGGAGUCCCCACCACGUUAGCAGCAGCCGCCCGGGACCACCCUGAGGGCGACCUGGAGGACCUGGGGGAGCUGGAGCUCUCUGAUGGCGACGGGCAGCCGGGCUGCUGGACGGGCGGCAGUCCCCAGGACAGGCCAGCAGCCUCAAGCCCCGUUCAGGGAGUCCCAGAUCCUGGCGAGGGCUCUGCUCCCUCCUGCCUGGACGAGUCUGGUGACUUUGACGUGCUUAGGACCCGGCACUCGCGACACGCCCGGAAGCGAAGGAGGCUGGUGUGAGCAGGUGCUUCCUGCUGUGCCCUGUCUGCAGGGCUUGUCUCCCUGCUCCAUUCAGGCCUCUGCUCAAUGGUCAGUUCCCCAGGCCUGCCUUCCCCGGCCCGCUCCUGAGGCGGCAGUGUCCGGCUGUGCUGCUGCAUUUGCCCCUCCUGGCAGCUGGCCUCCGCCUCUGUCCACUGCCUUCCCCACGGACACGAGCCCAGACACAGGCACCACGUCAGCCCUCAGCACAAAUGGGUGGUUUGGGAAACUGACCCAGGUCGGGGAGGACGCCGUGGUCGGCAGGUCCCCAAGACCCAGCUCCUCUGAGCAGUGUGGGCUGCAAGGUUCCUGGUUCUGGAAGGGGCAGGAGGGGUCGGGGGUCCUGGAGAAGUGGGGCACCACAGAGGGGACGUCUUCGCAGCUCAGCCUCUGCCCAGCCCCCACUCUGUGGACCUCUCCCUCCCCGACGAGGCACAGUGCCACCUUCGGUUCCUGUCCCCCUCCAGCGCCAUCCGUGGGGUCAGGGCGCCCCCCCUCAUCAGG
Pteropus alecto (black flying fox) is the source of this 4958-nucleotide messenger RNA. It is a transcript of the gene SNAPC4, whose product is annotated as small nuclear RNA activating complex polypeptide 4. The transcript is spliced from 24 exons. The record is from RefSeq and is a predicted model, not a curated record. Lineage: Eukaryota; Metazoa; Chordata; Mammalia; Chiroptera; Pteropodidae. Bases 117 to 4436 code for a protein of 1439 amino acids.